This is a messenger RNA of Chanos chanos (milkfish), 1320 nucleotides long. RefSeq names its product heparan sulfate 6-O-sulfotransferase 3a (gene hs6st3a). Gene Ontology annotation, cellular component: membrane. The record is from RefSeq and is a predicted model, not a curated record. NCBI's taxonomy places the organism in Eukaryota, Metazoa, Chordata, Actinopteri, Gonorynchiformes, Chanidae. The transcript has 2 exons. The coding region runs from base 1 to 1320 and encodes 439 amino acids. Gene Ontology annotation, molecular function: heparan sulfate 6-sulfotransferase activity.
AUGGAUGAUAAAUCCAACAAACUGCUACUGAUCCCGAUUUUAGCCGUGUUAUUUGUAAUGAUCGGCUAUCAGUAUAUUUGUCCCGCGGGCAACAGCUCGUGUCGAUUCAGAACUGGCGAGGGCUCGAGCGCAUUGAGUUCCCACCUCGCUCAGUGCACGCCGGGUAGCGUGACCGGGAAAGACGUUCUGGAACUGGACGAUGAUGGUUCACUAAAAUUCACUUCGAAAUUCAACUUUACCUCGGAGGACCUUGAACGUCACGUGGAUUUUGACAUCAAGGGAAACGACGUGAUUGUUUUUCUCCACAUUCAGAAGACCGGGGGUACGACUUUUGGGAGGCAUCUGGUCAGAAACAUACACCUGGAGCGCCCGUGCGACUGUAAGCCCGGUCAGAAGAAAUGCACGUGCCACCGACCGGGCAAAGCGGAGUCCUGGCUCUUCUCGCGGUUUUCCACCGGCUGGAGUUGCGGACUUCACGCCGAUUGGACCGAGCUCACGAACUGCGUUCCGGCGAUGAUGAACAAAAAAGAAAGGAAGGAUGCGCCAGCGAACAGACGUAACUUUUACUACAUCACGUUGCUACGCGACCCUGUCUCACGCUACCUCAGCGAGUGGAAACACGUUCAGCGCGGCGCCACCUGGAAAACGGCGCUGCACAUGUGCGACGGCCGCCCGCCCACACCCGACGAACUGCCCGCCUGCUACAGCAGCGAGGACUGGACCGGCGUCUCAUUGGCCGAGUUCAUGGCCUGCCCGUCCAACCUGGCCAAUAACAGGCAGACGCGCAUGCUGGCCGACCUCAGUCUGGUCGGCUGCUACAACCUGUCGUCCAUGAGCGCGCAGCGACGCGACGAGGUGCUGCUAGCCAGCGCCAUGCGUAACCUGCGUCACAUGGCCUUCUUCGGCCUGACCGAGUUCCAGCGCAAGACGCAGUAUCUCUUCGAGCGGACCUUCGGCCUGCGGUUCGUGGCGCCGUUCACGCAGCUGAACGGGACGAGGGCGGCAGGCGUGGUGGUGGGCGGGGCGCUGCGGCGGCGAAUCGAGGCGCUCAACGCGCUGGACCUGCGGCUGUACGAGUACGCGCGGGAGCUUUUCCUGCGUCGCGUGCAGCGCUGCAGGCAGACGGAGAGAAGGAAGGAGAGGGAGAGGCGGAGGAGAGAGAGACGACUGCGCAUGAAGGAGCAGGCGAAGAGGUGGGAGGACGGGGAAGAGGGGGAGGAGGAGGAGGAGGAGGAGGGAGACGAGGGGAAGGAGGGAACGGAGGAGGAAGAGGGACUGGGAACCACAGAAGACUACAGCAGUCAAGUGGUGCGGUGGUGA